AUGGAGGUCACAGCUGUCUGCCUCACACUCGUAAUGAAUGUGUUGAUGCUGCUGGUUGCACAAAUUCAGCAUGGCUAUAAUGCUCAGAAAGGUGAUGCAGCUCUUCUUCACAUUGAUCCAAACAGACUGCAGCUCUUUCGAUACGAGCCUGUCUCCGUCAGCUGCGAGGAGUUUGAAGGCUCUUCUGGAUGGAGAGUGAUGAGGACGAUCAAGGGAGAAAUUAAAGCGUGUAGCACAAACCAGGAAACAUCAAGAGAGUCCUCGUGCUCCAUAAACAAUGCCUACUCAGCAGACGGUGGGGAAUACUGGUGUGAGAACGAAAGGGGAGAGAGAAGCCACGCUGUCAACAUCACUGUCACAGAUGGCUCUGUGGUCCUGGAGAGUCCUGUCCUCCCUGUGAUGGAGGGAAGUGAUGUCACUCUGCGCUGUAAAGCCAAGACGACUCCCUCCAACCUCACAGCUGAUUUCUAUAAAGAUGGCUUCCUCUUCGGGAACGGCUCAACAGGAGAGAUGACCAUCCACAGCGUCUCCAAGUCUGAUGAAGGUUUCUACAAGUGCAGCAUCUCUGACUCUGAGGAAUCACCCGAGAGCUGGCUGGCUGUCAGAGUUCCUCACAGGAUUUUGACUGGUUCGGCCUCUUUGUGGCCUCCAGUAACCCCUCAGUUGCAGCGUGGCCUGAUGGUUUUUCCCGAGUACAAAAAGAAACUGAGCUCCCAGGAACAGCUGGAUGCGUGUGAGGCUAUUUCAACUUCGCCUCAAUCUCACUCAGCAGCUUCUGUAUCUGGUUCAGUACCUCCCUCCCUCUGA
Messenger RNA from Myripristis murdjan (pinecone soldierfish), 807 nucleotides. Its product is annotated as Fc receptor-like protein 5. The transcript has 5 exons. Gene Ontology annotation, biological process: immune response; cell surface receptor signaling pathway. Lineage: Eukaryota; Metazoa; Chordata; Actinopteri; Holocentriformes; Holocentridae. Gene Ontology annotation, cellular component: external side of plasma membrane. The record is from RefSeq and is a predicted model, not a curated record. Bases 1 to 807 code for a protein of 268 amino acids. Gene Ontology annotation, molecular function: transmembrane signaling receptor activity.